Dimorphilus gyrociliatus is the source of this 1868-nucleotide messenger RNA. NCBI's taxonomy places the organism in Eukaryota, Metazoa, Annelida, Polychaeta, Dinophilidae. The record is from the annotation of a GenBank genome assembly.
AUUCCGCAGCCAUUUUAGAAAUAUAACGCUUUUCACCUUACGCUCCAGAAAUUAGUUACACAGGAAAGAGGUUGAAUAAUUAAAACUUACUUAUCAAAAUUUAUGAAACAUAAAUUUUGAAGGAUAAGUAACUAAUAUAUAUAAGAUUCAUUGUCGAGAAAGAUUAAAGCUCUUGCUAUAGGUCGGCGUAGUGAUACAGUGUUUGUGGAAUCGAAAAAUUUGCUACUUCGCAACAGUCGCCGUUAAUUAUUUACUGAAGUCUAGUUUUCGCCCACUUUCUGAGUGAUUAGUCUACAUAACACGCUGUAUUUUACUCGUUCGGUAAAAAGACGAUGGGCAAUGCAGCGACAGCGAAAAAAGGGGACGCAGAAAAUGUUAAACAAUUCCUGGCACAAGCAAAGGAAGAGUUCAACAAGAAGUGGGAUGAGCCGGCACAGGUUGUGUUGAUCCAUAGAGAUACGAGGGUUAAAAUGGCUGAUACAGAGGAAAAUGAAUUUGAAAAGACGGUGGAUUUUAUAUAUUUGCGAGAACUAAAACCUUCACCUGAUUUUCAGAACACAGCAAGCUUGGACGAUUUCGACCGUAUGAAGACUCUUGGAACAGGGUCAUUUGGCAGAGUAAUGCUCGUACAGCAUAAGGCUACCAAAGAAUAUUAUGCCAUGAAAAUACUCGACAAGCAGAAGGUGGUCAAAUUAAAACAGGUUGAACAUACGCUUAAUGAAAAGCGCAUUUUGCAAGCUAUUACGUUUCCUUUUCUGGUGAAGAUGGAGUACAGUUUUAAGGACAAUUCGUAUUUAUAUAUGGUACUUGAAUUUGUAACGGGUGGAGAAAUGUUUUCCCAUUUAAGGAAAAUAGGGCGUUUUAGUGAACCUCAUUCUCGGUUUUAUGCCGCCCAAAUUGUUCUCGCCUUUGAAUAUCUUCACUCGCUGGAUCUCAUUUAUCGAGAUCUAAAACCGGAAAAUUUGCUAAUUGAUUCAAAGGGUUACAUAAAAGUAACAGACUUCGGAUUUGCUAAAAGAGUUAAGGGUAGGACGUGGACAUUAUGCGGAACACCCGAGUACUUAGCCCCAGAAAUUAUUCUGAGUAAAGGAUACAAUAAAGCUGUCGAUUGGUGGGCAACUGGAGUUCUUAUUUACGAAAUGGCAGCAGGCUACCCGCCGUUUUUUGCCGAUCAGCCAAUACAAAUAUAUGAAAAAAUCGUCUCGGGGAAAGUGCGCUUUCCUUCCCACUUUUCUCAUGAUUUGAGAGACGUACUGAGAAAUAUGCUUCAAGUAGACCUCACUAAACGUUUUGGAAAUUUGAAAAACGGUGUGAAGGACAUUAAGGAAAGCAAGUGGUUCAGUAACGUAGAUUGGAUACAACUCUACCAUGAACAAGUGGAGGCACCUUUUAAGCCAAAAAUCAAAUGCGCCGGGGAUACUAGUAAUUUUGAUGAUUAUGACGAAGAGCCUUUAGGUUACAACAAAGCUGUCGACUGGUGGGCUUUGGGUGUUUUGGUGUAUGAAAUGGCUGCCGGCUAUCCUCCGUUCUUUGCCGAUCAACCUAUUCAAAUUUAUGAGAAAAUAGUUUCCGGAAAGGUGCGAUUUCCUUCCCAUUUUUCGAAUGAUCUACGGGACUUGUUGAAGUCUCUACUGCAAGUAGAUUUGACGAAGCGCUUUGGAAAUUUGAAAAAUGGAGUCAACGACAUAAAAAACCAUAAAUGGUUUGGAACGACGGACUGGAUAGCCGUUUAUCAAAGAAAAGUUGAAGCCCCAUUUGUUCCAAAGUGUAAAGGACCCGGAGAUCCGAGUAAUUUUGAUGAUUACGAAGAAGAACCUUUGCGAAUAUCAAACACUGAAAAAUGUGCUAAGGAAUUCGCCGACUUCUGA